This is a messenger RNA of Synchiropus splendidus (mandarinfish), 993 nucleotides long. Its product is annotated as tetraspanin-4-like. The record is from RefSeq and is a predicted model, not a curated record. Bases 171 to 863 code for a protein of 230 amino acids. NCBI's taxonomy places the organism in Eukaryota, Metazoa, Chordata, Actinopteri, Syngnathiformes, Callionymidae. Gene Ontology annotation, cellular component: membrane. The transcript has 8 exons.
CAUCACUUCUGGUGACGUCUCGGAAGUUUCAGUCGCUCCCACAGAUGUUUGCCUGCGAACUGAAAGAGGAAGUGAAGUUGUGAGAGCUCAGAGCAACUCGGCGUCCGAGGCGGAUCUCAGCCCUGAAGCGGCCGAAUAUUCUCCCCCAAACUGGUGAAGACAGCAGCAUCAUGGCGCAGGGCUGCCUCCGCUGCCUCAAGUACACCAUGUGUGUCGCCAACUUCCUGUGUUUCUUGAGCGGCAUCGCAGUGCUCAGCUUUGGCAUCUACAUGAAGAUGACCUUUCACCUGGAGGCCCUGACCCCGUCCCUGACCCAGUUUGCCGUGGACAACCUGCUGGUGUUCAGCGGUAUCGUCAUCACUGCCGUGUCUUUCCUGGGCUUCCUGGGGGCCCUGAGGGAGAACCGCUGCCUGCUGCUGACGUUCUUCCUGGUUCUCUUCGUGCUCAUGUUGCUGGAGCUGACGGCAGCGAGUCUGCUCCUCGUCUAUGAUACACAGAUCGGUGUGUGGGUGCAGAAAGAUCUCAGAGACGGUUUGGACAGAGCCAAAGACUCGGCCAACAACACCACUGUGGUCUCAGAGUGGGACCUGCUGCAGGAGGAAUUCCAGUGCUGUGGAAUUAACAAUCACACCGACUGGGGAAAUCAGGUGCCGAAGUCCUGCUGCCUGAAGACCUGUUCCAUCCCACAGCCGCCCUUCAAAAAGGAGGGCUGCCUGGAGGUCACCAAGCGGUGGUUUGAGGAGAACUUCCUGAUCAUCGGCAUUUGUGUCAUCCUCAUCUGCAUCAUUGAGGUGCUGGGAAUGUGUUUCGCCAUGACGCUCUUCUGCCACAUCAGCAAGUCUGGUCUGGGGUACAAAUUAUAGCGGAGCCCCGCCCCCUCCACUCCGACCUUGUACAGAAAAUGAAAGGGGUUUGAAACGCGCCCACAGAAACGAUCUAUAAAAGCUUUGUUCCUCUCUUCCUCUUGUGAGAAAUAAAACCACUUCCUCUUCU